ACAAAAGUGAGUUUCUAGUGUGCAUAGUUUGAUAGGAGCGGACGUCUCUGAAUGCAAGAUAGAUGCGUCGGCCGCAAAUUCAACGUGUGACUCAUACUGUUGAGAACAACUUGCAUGGGAACGCGAAGUGUGUAGUUUCUGAGGAGAGAUGAUGAUACUCCGCCCGCCGACGCCGUAACAGGUUAGGUCGGGCGUCGAUUCUUUUUUGCUACGGGUGGACAGGAAGUUUCGACUAAGCUGCGCAGCUAUGUUUUGAUUACCGGUUGCGUUCCUUGUCUUGUUGAGAAGAAGAAAUAUCUCUCGUUUUACAACGGUCAGGCUAACAAAAGUGAACACCAGAGGUCUCCGUUGUUAACACCUCCCCGCCCGCCUUGGUCCUGGUGUUUCUUCGGUGGAUGCAAAGAUGCUCCAUACCUCCUCUUCAUCCCCGGCGGAGCAACGAGAUAGGCCAUCUCUUCAUGAUGAACGACCUCUUCCCGACAGGGAUUCCUUGGCGCGCGAAUCACCAUCCCCAAAAAGCAAUGCAAGAACCAGCCGAACGUCAGUCCACGGGGAAGAGGAUCAUGAGCAGUUUCAGCAGAAAACACGGCUCUGUGGAGCAAGCACAGCGUCAGGCCCUCGGGGGAGCAGACGACAUACGCGGACGUCAACUUCAUCGACAGGCCUGAACUGCUUCAAAAGCGCUGCGCUGCGUCUCAGAACGCCGAGCCAAAACCACGGUGGUGCACAUCCGCCUGUUGCACGGUGCUCCAGAGAAACAGCGCAAGACGUGGAGGACAAAAAUGGCCGCACUUUGCUCCCUGACCAAGAAGCGGCUUUGAUCUAUCGGAAAGAUGAUGUCGGCAAGGCGAGCAGCCAAGAAAAUCCUGUGUCACCAAACAUCAUGUCGAUCACUGAUAAGAUCCUGGACGAGCCCGAAGAACCCUCGUCGUCCAGUGACCUCGAGCUGAUUCAGGUCAGCCUCGCCAAGGAGCUGGAGUUCCUCGACCGCACGAAAAAUGGGAACCGCUCCUCGUGGCCGUCUGUAUUGCGUCCUGCCUUCGGCGGAAAGACCACAUCUGCUAAGGCGAAGAACAAGAAGGGCCUAGUCACCACCGCCAAGACACCAACGUCUCCUCAUCAAGCGGCAAUUGGUACAGCAGAAAAAAGUGGUACGGAGCAGGAGAACCACAGCGCCGCUGCAGUUCAUCUGUCAAGAGCCGGCAAUACUAAACAGGAGACGACCACGACUUUCCACACGGUCGCGCGCAAGAUUUCGCAACCGCUCAGGGCCCUUUUCGCAACACUGCCAGCGAGGAGAAGCAAGACCUCCCGAGACCGCGCUGCAAGCGACGAGGAAGACGUGUGGCCCCUCUCUGGAGACCCACAGCGCGCCGAGAGCGGCAACCUGCGCGCCGCGAGCAAGAGCCAAACGUCCACCUGCUCCUCCAACGAGGCCCGCGUCAGCAACACCUCCGCCCCGCCGUUAUUGUCGGCCGGUAUUGGGAGCGCCGCAGGAGCCAACGGGCGCGCGCGGAGCCUGAGCUGCGACGAAGAGAAAUCAUCGCCCUCUACUCCGAACAAAGGUGGAGCGGAUCCGUUGCAGUACGGCAGUCCAGGCGGUGGACGAGGAGUUUCAAACUACAAGCAGGUGGGACGAGGAGGUGCGACUAGCUCGACAGCCUUUCAACAGCUGUCAAAAACCGCGGCCGGGAAUAGCAGUAAUUCACUCGAUAUUCUGAAAAUGCGGUCCGUAUCCGCGCCGGGUUUGUUUAACAAACAGGACUUUGCCGCGGGAUUCUGGUACUACCUGGACGGGACGGAGGAGAAGAUUGUCGGGCCCAACUCCAGCCAACACAUGCGGUCGCUGUACGAUAACAAAACCCUGAAUAACAACACGCCCGUUAUGAGCAGCUGCUUCGGAGAAGGUAUGGGUUACUACGUUGAUUGUACCUAAAUAACAUCAACAUCGCGCAAUGCAAGUUUAAUAUCUUCACCUUCAAUUCCAUACGCGUAGAUGUACUCGUUUUCGUACUUGAUGCCAAAAACGAAUCAUAAAUUUUCCCGACCUCAAAACUGACGCCUUUCUCUAUGCUCUCGUUAUGCACAGAUAUCUCCAACAAGCGGGUCUAUUACGCUCUCUCCGAAGUGUAUCCGGAAACUCGCCACUGCUUUUACCUCCCGGCAGUGAAGCCGGUGGCGGUAGCGGCCUCUAGUAGCAAAAACACGAGAAGCGGGGGCGGGCGGCUGUUUUCCAUCGAGGAAAGCGAGAACAUUAUUGAGGAGGAGGAGGAAGAGGAGGAGGAGGACCAGGAUAGCCAGAGUGCGGAAGAAGUGGAUGAGGACAAGAUUUCGCGUGACAGCUAGUCUUGAGUUGUGGAGUGCGGGUAGAAGUUCUCGCUGGUCCUUGCGAAUUCAACAUCUUCAAAAGCACCUACUUCUAUGUCAAAAUUUUCAUUUUGUUUCGCAGUGUACGAAAAAUAACAGUUUUUUACAUGGAGUUUCAGUUUCGUAGAGGUCAACAUCGUCAACAAAGGAGUAGUGUAGAAAUCGACUGAUUUUGAUUUUUUCAAAAAUUUUGGGCUGUUGAUGAGAUGAUUAGAAAACACAAUGUGGCUCUCCAGUGGGAACAAAGACAAACACAGAAAGAGGUUUCGUCAAUCGUCGUCGUCUUACCGUGCCUGAAAGUAGCUCAUCGCCACAUGGCGAGAAGACGUAGUCAAAUAUACUUUCUUUCGCGACGUGAUGUAAUUCGACCUUAAUACGGCGUAGGUUUCCAGACGCGUAGAUGAGCAGUGGCAGAAGUGGACCACCAUGGCAACAUCGAGUUCCAAAAAGAACAAAUCUGUUCCUGAUCUACUAACCUCACUAAUCAAAAUUUCAAAGUACAAGACCAAGGAACUACGACCAGUAGUGUCAAUAGUUGUCAGCACGUCGAGGUCGAUUGCCA
Amoebophrya sp. A120 is the source of this 2929-nucleotide messenger RNA. Lineage: Eukaryota; Dinophyceae; Syndiniales; Amoebophryaceae. The record is from the annotation of a GenBank genome assembly.